AUGUCCGCCACCGCCACCACCGCCGUGCCCACCCCGGCCUCGGGGAAGACCCUGGAGAAGAAGCCCAUCAAGUUCUCCAACCUGCUCCUCGGAGCCGGUCUGAACAUGUUCGAGGUCACCACCCUCGGCCAGCCCCUCGAGGUCGUCAAGACCACCAUGGCCGCCCACCGCAGUGACGGCUUCACGAGCGCCCUGGGACGCGUCUGGUCCCGCGGUGGUGUCCUGGGCUUCUACCAGGGUCUCAUCCCCUGGGCCUGGAUCGAGGCUUCCACCAAGGGCGCCGUGCUCCUCUUCGUCGCCUCCGAGGCCGAGUACUACGCCCGCGCGGCUGGCGCCUCCGAGUUCGUCGGCGGCAUCACGGGCGGUGUGACGGGCGGUGUGGCUCAGGCCUACGCCACCAUGGGCUUCUGCACCUGCAUGAAGACGGUCGAGAUCACCAAGCACAAGGUUGUCGAGGGCGGCGGCAAGCCCCCCUCCACCUGGGCCACCUUCGCCGACAUCUACCGCCGUGAAGGCAUCAGGGGCAUCAACAAGGGCGUCAACGCCGUCGCCAUCCGCCAGAUGACCAACUGGGGCUCCCGCUUCGGCCUGUCCCGCCUGUGCGAGACCGGCAUCCGCAACGUCACCGGCAAGCAGGACGGCCAGAAGCUGAGCCCCUGGGAGAAGAUCGUCGCGUCCGGCCUGGGCGGUGGCCUCUCUGCGUGGAACCAGCCCAUCGAGGUCAUCCGCGUUGAGAUGCAGAGCAAGAAGGAGGACCCCAACCGCCCCAAGAAGAUGACGGUCGGCAACACCUUCCGGUACAUCUACAACACCAACGGCCUUAAGGGCCUGUACCGCGGUGUCGCGCCCCGUAUCGGCCUGGGCAUGUGGCAGACCAUCUGCAUGGUCGCGCUCGGUGACAUGGCAAAGCAGGCUGUCGAGCGGGUGACUGGCGAGGCGGUCACGGCAAAGCAUUAG
Messenger RNA from Diaporthe citri, 957 nucleotides. RefSeq lists its product as uncharacterized. Bases 1 to 957 code for a protein of 318 amino acids. The record is from RefSeq and is a predicted model, not a curated record. NCBI's taxonomy places the organism in Eukaryota, Fungi, Ascomycota, Sordariomycetes, Diaporthales, Diaporthaceae. The transcript has 2 exons. Gene Ontology annotation, cellular component: mitochondrion. Gene Ontology annotation, biological process: mitochondrial citrate transmembrane transport; alpha-ketoglutarate transport. Gene Ontology annotation, molecular function: tricarboxylate secondary active transmembrane transporter activity.